GAACUUUAAGGGCUGGAGUAUCUUACAGAAGGAACUCUCUUCUGUGUUUCAUUUGAAGCUUCUGAGGGGAAUCAGAACUGAAAAGGACAACUUGUUCUUGAUCCCCAGUUUCCUUCACCUGCAUCACCACCUGGAUGGGCUAUAGAAUCCCUCUCUGUAGUCCUAUCUUUUUGGAAAUUUGAUAUCUAGAUGUUCUGGCUUUAGAGAUCCUCCUGCCUCAGAUUCCCAAGUGUUGGGACAAAGAGCAGGUACCACUGUAGAAAAAUAUUAGUUUUAUAGAGGGUCCUCAGUAAUGUUAUACAUUAUACUAUUCUUUGUGGAGUGUUCAUGUCCAUGAAAUCCUUUGUGAUUACGAAUACAGGUGUUUUGGCUUUUACUCAGACUUUUAUUAUCACAUCUGGAAUCUGAAAUUUUAAUUUCCUGUACUAUUCCUUUCAUAUAAUCUGUUGGACAUUGUUUCUGGCAAAAAGUUUCUAAAUGUGGUCAAAAGAAGAAAGAUCAUUUUAUAUCCAUACAUCAUCCCAAGACAAUAUUUUAAUUUAAGCCUUCUUGCUUCUGCCCAUGAUGAGGGAUCAGCAGGUGAUAUAUUCAAACUCAAGAGUUUAUGAGUCUUUUUCAGAGUCACAGAGUCCAGCCAGACAAGAUGAGACUCAAGGUCCCAGAGAUGUUGGCCACAAAGUAGCUCUUGGGAUCCUUUGUUUACUUCUGAUGACGGCAAUUGCAGUGUGGCUGACAUACAUUUUUCAAAAUAAAUAUGAGCCAAUGAAAUGUCAAAACAACCUUGAUCAAAGCACUGUACAAAAUACCAGCUUCUUAAAUAAAACAUUGACAAAUAAGUCCUCAGAUUCUGAAGGCUGCAAAAAUCAGGAGGGACUGAACAGAUGCUGUGGGAAAACUAAGGCUGUUGUAGAUUACGGAAAGUACACAGGCAAAUGUGCUGAAGCACACUUGUUGUGCUGUGGUAUGAAAUGUUAUUAUUUCAUCAUGGACAAUAAACGCUGGAAUGACUGUAAGCUGACCUGCCAGGACUGCAGCUUAUCCUUUUUGAAGAUAGAUGAUGAUGAUGAACGGAAGUUUCUAAAGUACCAGCUUACUACAAACACUUACUGGAUUGGAUUAUUUUAUGAAAUAAGCAAAAGCAAAUGGCAAUGGAUUGACAAUGGCCCAUCUAAAUUAGAUUUGAUGAAAUUAAAAUUAUUAAAGAAAAAUGGAGGCUGUGCAUGUCUCAGUUUUCGAGGAAUACAUGAAUGUGACUGUGCUACAAAAUUCCCCUGCAUCUGUGAAAAGAGAAUGGAAGGAUUUCCUGAUUCUGUGUGCAAUAUGAAGGGAAAGUAAAAAGUGGGACAUUUUAUCAUCUUUUCUGGUAUCCUGUGAUGAUUUGUGACUGCUUAAUGACUGAAUGCUUUAACCACAGGAUUCAGUCAGCCAAGCAAAUAUGGCAAUGAGCUGGAAAAGAAAGGAAUGUUCUGCUGAAAUCUAACUACACACCACAAGUCACCUUCCUUCCAACUAAACACAGAACUUAUGUCUGGAGAACAAAUGCCCUUUGUUCCCAGGCCGUAAGGAAUUAUUCCUUUGUUUCCUAAUGUCACACAGAAACAAAUGCAGAACCCUGAUAAAUAGCAUAUGUAACUCAUCAUCACUAUGAUAAACCAUAUCAAUAUUCCACUGCUUUGAUAUUACAAUUAAGAACCAAAAUGCAGUUUCAAGGUUCUAUUUGUCAGUUGGUUGCUUAUUGCUUGUAAUUUCUCUCUCUCUCUCUCUCUCUCUCUUUCUCUCUCUCUCUCUCCUCUUCUCUCUAAGAUAUUUCUAUUAUAACAUCGUACUAAAAUGAUAAAACUCAAGAAAUUUAGUAUUGACCUAGUAAUAUGAUCUAUUCCAUACUCCAUAUUAAUAAUUGUCAGUUUUUUGGGGUAUAUCAUUAUUGAUAUUUCCUCACAUUCACUAAAUUUGUGCUUUCACUGCAAUGUCCUUUAGCUCUAAAAUGGUUAUAGACUUUUUAUGCCUUCAUUUUUUGGACCCUGACAUUAAAAAUAUCAAAUUUGACCUUGGAGUUUAUAUGUACUUACACAUCAUUACUGUAGGUCAUUAGAAAUAUGAGUUUAUAAACAUGUACAUAUCUCACGAACUAUUGUGCAGGUUAGUUUUAUGUCAUUUUGACACAAGCUAGACUCAUCUGAAGGGAUAGAACCUCAAUUGAGUAAGUGCCUCAAUAAGAUCUGGCUGUAGGAAAGCCUAUAGAGCCUUUUUUUUUAUUAGUGAUAGAUUGAGAGGGCUCAGUCCUUUACAGGCGGUAUGACCCCUGACUGAUGGUCCCAUGUUCUAUAAGAAAGUUGGCUAAACAAGCCAUUGGAAACUUCCAGUAAACAGCACCUCUCCAUGGCCUGUGCAUCAGCUUCUGCCUCCUGGUUCGUUCCAGGUUUGAGUUUUUGUCCUGACUUACUUUGAUGAUGAAGAGUAAUGCCGAAGUGUAAGUCAAAUAAACCUUGUCCUCCUCAACUUUCAUUUGGUCAUCAUGUUUCAUCACAACAACAGAAAACCCAACUAAGAGAUCAAUCAAACCAUAAUACGGUGUUUUAUUUUUGCUACCUAAAGUUCUUUUCUACUUCUUGCCCUACCCGGGUUUUAUAAAGCAGACAUAUGCUCUCUUGUACUGUUAAUUAGUUAGGUAUAGUCCAGAGUGUCAUAUACUAAGUACAGAUUUGUAUUUGACUCUAUUUUUCACUGCACCCUUUACUCUUAUUAUUUUUUAAGUAACAUGAGCUUAUGACACAAAAGAGAGGUUCAUUUUUCUUUUUACAAAGUACUUUAAGUGUUAUACAAAUACACCAUAAUAUUUCUCCAUGUUAACAUGAAUAUAUGAUAUCUUCCUAAGUUUUAACAAUCAUGAAUAAAGUUCUCAUGCCAAUUU
Molecule: messenger RNA, 2911 nt
Organism: Myodes glareolus (Bank vole)
Lineage: Eukaryota; Metazoa; Chordata; Mammalia; Rodentia; Cricetidae
Source: RefSeq, a predicted model, not a curated record